Nematostella vectensis (starlet sea anemone) is the source of this 3110-nucleotide messenger RNA. RefSeq names its product RYamide receptor. The record is from RefSeq and is a predicted model, not a curated record. Gene Ontology annotation, molecular function: neuropeptide Y receptor activity. Bases 1733 to 2944 code for a protein of 403 amino acids. Gene Ontology annotation, cellular component: membrane. Gene Ontology annotation, biological process: G protein-coupled receptor signaling pathway. The transcript has 5 exons. NCBI's taxonomy places the organism in Eukaryota, Metazoa, Cnidaria, Anthozoa, Actiniaria, Edwardsiidae.
ACGUUACCAAGCUGCCCACAUAUUCCUCUCCAAUAUAACAUCUUUUCCUCGCUCCAACCGGGCAAAAAGAUAUAUUGAUAUAUUGAAUUUGCGGGCUAUUAUUUAAAAGCCUCUUUUCUCAGACAACCCAAUCGAAAGCCUUGAGGUUUCUCACGAUAGUGUUAAAACUCUUCUUUACCUAACAGCAAAAAAAAAGACAAUAAAGGUGUUUUACCAGCUUGUGUGAACUCGAACACUUUAUUCAGGUUUGUUUUCAAAGCAAUUGUACGAUUACUAUCAGUCAUAGUGUGUGUACAAAAAAAGCCAAAAGCCGCCCUAAACGGCUCUUACUCUAUGAUAAGGGUGACGAAAUCUCGUAAAAUACCGAUAUUUAUAUUCCGUUGUUUGGGUCAGUGACUGCGCACUCUUUACUUCAUCAGAAAACCAAGCCAUUGAUUAAAUCACUUCCAUCAAUUAAUUAUUUCUAAAACACCCUUUUAAGCAAAAUGUCAACGUUAUUUUGUAAAACCAGGUUGAAGCAUUAAUUAAAGUGACAAUCUUUUCAUCGAAAUUACUGUUAGCCAACUUAUUUAAUACGCUACAGGUUUUAUUGGUUUCACCUUAUUGCCUCGCUCCCUCGGGGAUAUGCGUGCUUUUCUUUUUACGAGCAGCGUGUUUGAUCGUAAUCUCGCUAGACGUGAUUUUUUACCCAAACAUACGCUUGAACAAAGGUGCCUGGCCAUAGGUUCUCAUCGAACGCCUUUUUUCGUGAAUAAGGCAUUGGUGACUUCUUCACGUUCGGCUCUUCAUUUUACUACCAACGACAAGCUGUUUGUUCACUUCGCUAUAUGGAUGUUUUUAUCGCUUCGUUUGUGGCAAAGAAAGCAGUGAACACAGGUAUUUUUUAUCGAAAUUUUGGCUUUCAUAGUAUUUGUAAUAUGUUACAUUAUUAUUAGAGGUUAUGGUUAUGAGUUUUUUUCGUUAUUUUGACGUUUAUAACUUUCUUGCAAUGUGGUAGUUUUUUUAGACAAUAGAUAUAGAAAAACGUGAGCCUUUGGGCUGAUACGAUUUUCAUUUUUAUAAUAUAUUUAAAAUGUCCCAAUUACACUAUUUUAACUGUUUAGGUGUCUUAACUAAGGAGAAAAACUUAAAAUGGAAAUUUAAUCGCGAUGCUCUUUUCCCCAUAAACUGUUCCUUUUUACAUUUUACAGUCUCUUACUCUAAUUUAUUACAAAAUAAGUAUGCUAGACACUAGACGGCAAUAUCUUUAACGUAUCUCAUCAAGGUUUCAAAAUCCCAUCGAGAUUUGAGACGCGAUUGUAAAAAGGCCCUGUAAAAAGUGUUGUUUUGGAGUGUGCGCGCGUUUGCUGCAGGCUAAGUGGCGCGAAUAUAUAAACAACCACAGGUAUCCCCUACUGCGAGGUUGUCACAAGAAGCUGUGACAUCGUGUGCUGGGGUCUGGUUACUCGGCAGAUGGAAGUGGGGCAUUUAUCGCCAUCAAAACCACUUUACGGUUGCCACAAAAGCCUUUUUCUUACUAGUCAAUUAUACAUACUAAAAUUGCAGGCCAGAAACAAGGCAGAAAUGUGAGCAUUCUUCGAAAACACAAUGAGACUUCCCCCCAGCGGGACUCGUGAGUUUGGCGAACGAUUUCAAGGCAUUACUAGUACUGGAUAACGUGUUCUACUUGGAUCGAGAUUGAAAACAAACAGAAGAAAGGACAAGUUUGAAAGGUCUCUAAGACCUCGAAACCAUGGCUGACAAAGGUUUCAACGCGACGUCUCAGAACGCCACCCAUGGACUAUACUUUCCCGCCGACAUCCAAAUCGGCCUUACCAUCUUUGCGUCACUGAUCUUCGUGGUGGCGCUUGUCGGGAACUCUAUCGUGGUAUACAUUGUAUGCUCGUGCAACCACAUGCGCAACACAACCAACAUCCUCAUCGCCAACAUGGCCGUGGCUGAUCUGUGGAUUACCUUCGAUAUCCCGUAUGUCAUCAAGUGGUUCUAUAUCACAGACACGUGGUUUGGAGGCGGGUUUGGGGAUUUCCUGUGUAAGUUCUGUCACUCGGCCCAGGCUGGCUCAGUCGCGUGCUCCGUCUUCACACUCGUUUGCAUUAGUCUGGAUCGCAGCUUCGCCAUUAUAUUCCCGAUGAAGGUGAUCUUGACCCGUAAGAUCGUCAAGUUUAUGAUUCUUGGUAUCUGGGCGGCCACCAUUGCCUUCACCACGCCCAUAUUCCUCAUCACUAAGGUCCACCUGAAGAACGGCGUCUACGUCUGUAACGAAUUAUGGGAAGAAUCGGGCCAAUCAGAGAGGCACUAUAUCGCUGUCUACACCAUUACUACCUACAUAAUCCCUUUAGCUUUAAUCCUCAUCAUGUACAUUUUCACCGGCCUAAAGCUCUGGUCCCGCAAGCCUCCUGGUCAGCGGAGUCUCCAAGCUCACAAAAAGAUCCAAUCUUCGACUCGACGUGCUACCAUUAUGCUAAUCACGGUGGUGGUGGUGUUCGCAGUCUGCUGGUUCCCAUUCCAAAUCCGUGAGCUGCUUUCCGUCUUUUACGAAGAUAACAUCAACAACAUGAUUCCUUUCAGAGUGAUGCUCUUCCUACCCUGGUUCGGCUUUGCUAACUCUGCCAUCAAUCCUAUACUCUAUGUGCUGUUUUCCGAGAACUACCGCCGCGAGUUUCGUAGAACCUUCACAACGACAGGAGCGCGCAGGCGCAGUAGUACGUCCAUCAGUCGAGGCGCCACGCUACGUACCCGGAUGUCACUUACGGGUAUUCCCCUGCAGAAGCUGAGGAACGAUAGCCUUGCGCCCAAUAAUAGCCCUUGUGACGGGGGGGACGCGAACUGCUUCCGGGACAGUAAUUCAUCUAACAAGAUGGCGUGUGUAGUAGGGUCUGUUGAGUCUGAUUCCCCGGACGCUUUUGAGCCUGAAAACAAUCUUAUUGGUUCGAAUGAGAAUUGAUCACGUGGGGUACUCGUCUCAGACUUCGUCCUGUGGGAGGCAUUGAUGGACAUGUUAUGACAAAGUCAUAUUGUCCCGUAAUACUUGCGAAAAGGAGGCAGUCCAACCAUUUCAACAACGGGACCGCGCCAUGUGAUUUUUUAUGGGACGUCAUAUUGUUCCAUAA